Molecule: messenger RNA, 2382 nt
Organism: Cavenderia fasciculata
Lineage: Eukaryota; Evosea; Eumycetozoa; Acytosteliales; Cavenderiaceae
Exons: 8
Coding region: 1-2382 (793 amino acids)
Biological process (GO): TORC2 signaling
Cellular component (GO): TORC2 complex
Source: RefSeq, a predicted model, not a curated record
AUGUUAUCAUUAUACAUUUACAUUUUAUUUAUUUUAAUUUCGGGAAUUGAAUGCCAAUAUCUCCAAAUUGGUUAUUAUCCAGGUGCUGGAUGUCAAGCACAAGAAGUAUCAAAAGAAUGGUUUCUUGUUAAUUUUUGUCAACGUGGCAAUGUAUUCCGUGUUGGUGGAGCUCCUGCCAGUUCGUCGUUAUCCUCUUUAUCUGGUCUUGGUGGAUUGACCAGUUUAUUGACUACUGCACCUGUCUCUGGCUCUCCAUUGACCAGUCUUGUCACUGGCACUACAACUUCACCACUUAGUAGUCUUGUCACUGGAACUACAACUUUGCCAUCCUCUAGUGGACUAGUUACAGGUUCGACUACAUCUUCAUCUGGUGGACAAUUAACAUUACAAAGUCAACGUGUUCUCUUGGCUGGUAGUGAGGAUCCAACUUCUACCACCACAUCGACUACUACUACUGGUACUGGUUCGACUACUACCUCAUCUCCAACCACUACCACCACUACCGACGCUGUCACAUCAGUUUCAACAACUACAUCACCAUUGGUAUCAGCCAUUACAAGAUACUAUUGUCUCGAUACAACCAAUUGUGCACAAAAUUGUUAUGCAGUUGAAACCUUUCAAAUUAAUGGUGCAUGUGCAUUGUCAUCUGAAAAUGAACAUGUCAGAUACUCUGUUGUAGAUAGUAUUAGUGCCACCUAUGAUAGAACUAAUGGUAAUUGUUGGGCAAUGAACUUUACAAUUGAUUGUACAACACAACCACAAGGUAUGACAGAGUAUAGAAACAACUUGGUAUCAAGAGGAUACAAAGUUAAUUGUACCGAUGACCAAUACAACUAUUACAAUUGUGUAGAUUUUGAGUGCGAUCAAGUAGCACUAGUCAAUAGUUAUCCACUCAAGAAAUGUUUGACCAAUGCCAAAGACAAAACCUACAACUCUUACUUGUCAUUCAUUCCAGCUCCACCAACCAAUCCACCAACAACACCACCAGCUACCGAUGCUCCAACUGAAGAGCCAACCACUCCUCCUACUCCCAACCCAACCUCUGAUGCAACCACUAAUGUCAGAUCAUUCCUUUCUACUAUUGCAAACAUUAUUUAUUAUUAUUCUUUACUCUUUUUCGAUCUUAAAAAGAGUAUUCAAGAUCUUACUACCAUUGUACCAUAUACACAAUUUCUAAAAAGUGUAAGAAUAUUUUUAGCUACACCACCAAAGACAAUGAGAACAUCAGCAUUAAGGGUGAUUAGAUAUUACACAACCAACUCCAAGUUUAUUCAAGAGAUUGUAUCAUUAAAAAUUCAUUAUUUUAUAACAAGAUGUCUCGAAAGAGAUAAACAUAGCGAAACAGAGAGAAUACAAGCAUUGAAAUUGGUGAGAACCAUAAUGGAGAUUGAUUGUUCUCUGAUGCCACCUUGCAUCGUCAAAUCAUUGGUGGCUAUUGCCGAGAAUCAAGAAGACAACUUUUGUCGUGUCUGUCUUGAAACACUCUGUGAAAUAUCAAUCCGUAACCCACAAGUCUCUUCUCAUUCAAAUGGAAUUAGAACAUUAUUUGAUAGUGUACUAGAUCCCUUUUAUCAAGGUAUCCAAGAAUCACUGUUAAUUUCCAUUCUUUAUAUUUUAAAUGAAGAAAAAACAAGAGUUUAUGUUAGAAAUAGUGAUUUAGAAAUUAUUUUAUCACCAUUAACCAAUUCUUUAACAUUGGGUGUAAAAAUUAAAGGAAUGAGUAAAGAAAAAGAAAAAGAAAAAGAAAAGGAUGAUGAAAUUAACAUGAAAAAAUGGGUAGGAUCAAACAAAGCUGUUGUAACAUUAUUAAAAAGUUGGAUUGGUAUAAUAUCAUUGGCAUCAGAUGAACAUGGAUUAAAAUCAAUUGUUGAUGCUUUAAAAAUGCCCCAACUUGAAUUACAUGAUAAAUUAUUAGAAUCGUUAUUUGAAAUAUUUAGAUUGGUUUUACCAAAAAAUACAGGUGAUCCAUUUAGACCACAAAAACAAUCACAAGCGAUCAAUAUGGGACCUGAUGCAUUGUCAGACUUGCCAUCGAGAACUCGGUCACUUCGACACAACCUGUUGAAUAAUUAUAUAGCUGUAUUAUUAAUUGCAUUUAUCGAGUGUGGAUUGAUUGAAGGUUUGGUUCAUUUGGGCAACACUACACAAGGUGCAAUCAUGGGAUUGUCACAUGACAAUGACAAGGAAAAGGAGAUGCACCGAUUGGUGGGAACUAAAGCAACCGUCUUGCUUGGGACAAGACCGUCGUUUGGACAAGAUCGACGAUGUCAAGAUGAAGAUGGACUAUCUGAUGGACGAUCAACAGUUUCAACAGCGUCUCAAAGACACUCAGGUACUCGUUACCAAAGACGCUGGCAAGUGGAACUGGGAGAUUAUCUUUGA